GCCGCGUUGAGCGUUCGCAGCGGAUCCGCCGUAGUCGUCCCAAGAUGCGGUGCCCUCUCGUUAACGUCGCGCUGUUCUCCUCUUUGCACGUCUUGUUUUCUUUGUCUUAUUUCCACGAAGUCGUGGCCGCAGCCGAUGGGAGAGGCUUUGGAGAUAACAUUAACUGGAGGGCUCUGGACGACGGGAAGAAAGAAGCGGAGGCCAGUGGGCUGCCAGUUAUGGUUAUUAUACAUAAGACAUGGUGUGGAGCCUGCAAAGCUUUGAAGCCUAAAUUCGCUGAGUCUAAGGAGAUCUCUGAACUUGCCCACAACUUUGUUAUGGUCAACCUGGAGGACGAGGAGGAGCCGAGGGAUGAGGCCUUCAGCCCCGACGGCGGAUACAUUCCCCGAAUUCUUUUCCUUGAUCCCAGUGGGAAAGUCCAUCCAGAGAUCACCAACAAGAACGGGAAUCCCAACUACAAGUAUUUUUACAGCAAUGCAGAACAAGUUGUGUCCAGCAUGAAGGAGGCACAGGAGAAGCUGACGGGUGACGCGUACAGGAAGUCCCACGUCGGGGAUGAGCUGUAGGGAGCCACACACCAGGGCAGGAGGCUUCAAGGGCUGCGUUCAUUUACCCCAGCCUUCGCCCAGACCAUUUCACCAUUUUUAGCGGUUUGAUACCAGUUUUAUGAGGAUGGGCUCUUCGUUUUUGACUAAAACAAGACAAGCCUACGGGCGGCAGAGAGAGGAGUCCAUCUUGCUGACCGACGCGAACCAACCACUUUCUGGUGCUUACGUUUGUUUUUCUUUGUUAUUUCCAACUUUUCUCCAUCCGAUACUUCAAGCGUACUAAGCCCUUCAUACGUUUCCGACUUGUUCUGUUGUGCUCUCCCUCUUCAGUAUCGUGUAUAACUGAAAUGUACUGUACUUGAAUAUAACGCCAUAUACCUGCCGUCUGUAGAGGAUGAAAACUGACAAAGCUAGCCCGCUUAGCCCCGGUAUUUGAUAUCGACCCACACCUGCUGCAGGUGCUCCACCUCCUGGAGACGCUCCCCACAACGUGCUUCCAAAUCCUCUACAGCGCGGAAGUCACCGUCAGUCCUCGCCCCGCCCUGUGAAAGGGGGUUUAUACGUAUCAUUUACUUACUUAUCCACAUGGUUAGAGGGGCAGAAUCUAAGGUUGUUGUUGUUUCUUUUGUUUUUACUAUGUCACGCCAGUAGUAAGUUCAAUACUGCCACAGAUUCAGGACUUAUUUAGCAAAAAUCACAUUGUUAUUCACCAGUUAGUUUGUUUUGAAAUGAUGCCACUUGAUUCAUAUGACUUUUGUGUAACUUUGGGAACGGGAUCGUUGUGGGAAGUCUUGCUGUAUUUUAUAUGUGUACAGACAAGUGUGCAAAUAAACUGUUGUAC
Lampris incognitus (smalleye Pacific opah) is the source of this 1389-nucleotide messenger RNA. It is a transcript of the gene txndc12, whose product is annotated as thioredoxin domain containing 12 (endoplasmic reticulum). The transcript has 7 exons. Gene Ontology annotation, cellular component: endoplasmic reticulum. Lineage: Eukaryota; Metazoa; Chordata; Actinopteri; Lampriformes; Lampridae. The record is from RefSeq and is a predicted model, not a curated record. Bases 45 to 566 code for a protein of 173 amino acids.